AUGUCUAUUGAUAAAGAAACAAAGUACGACAGGCAAUUGAGAUUAUGGGCUACUACGGGUCAGUCCAAUCUCGAAAAAUCACACAUUUGUUUGAUUAAUGCUACAUCUACCGGUUCAGAAAUUUUAAAGAACUUGAUUUUACCAGGUAUUGGAAACUUCACCAUUAUCGACGAUAGAAAAGUCACCAAUGAAAACGUCUCCUCAAACUUUUUCCUUAAGAAGCAGGAUUUACACAAGGAUUUAGCAUCUGCUGUUCAGAAAAACUUGAAUGAAUUAAACACUGAUGUACAUGGGUUUUCAAUCAUUAGAUCUUUGUCAAAUAUUUUGUCAAACGAACCCGACUCGUUCUGGGAUCAAUUUAACGUGGUGAUUGUCAGCGACCACACUGCAAACCUUGAAAAUUUAAUCAACUUACUUUGGGCAAAACAAAUUCCAUUGUUUAUUGUCAACACCAUUGGAUUCUAUGGCUCCUUUAACAUCAUUUCAAGUGAGACCACUGUUAUUGAAACCCAUGAUCCUUCAAAGUUGUAUGAUUUGAGAAUUGACAAACCAUGGCCGGAAUUGCAAGCUUUCGCUGAUUCUUUUGACUUGAAUCUGUUGAGUGAUCAAGAACAUUCACAUGUUCCCUAUAUUGUCAUAUUCAUAAAAGCAUUGGAUAGUUGGAGAUCAACCCAUGGUGGCCAGACCCCAUUGACUUAUUCCGAUAAGAAACAAUUCAGAGCCUAUGUUCAAUCUUUAUCAAGAAAUUUCCAAUUGGAAACCAAUUUUAUUGACGCAGAUGCAGCCCAUUUGCGACCACAUCAAAAAACCGAAAUUCCAGAUUCCAUCAAACAAUUGAUAAAAGUAUGUGAAGAAAGACAAUUGACCCAGAAAACUUCCAUAUUUUGGAUAUUCAUUGCUGCAUUAAAAAAUUUCCUUAUUCAAAAUGAUAACGUAUUACCCUUACCGGGUACUUUACCAGACAUGGCUUCCGAUACUGACAAUUAUGUAAGGUUACAAAAAAUUUAUCAUGAUCGUGCUGUUAGAGACCAGAAAUUGUUCACGGAACAAGUAUACAAAAUUUUAGAAUCAAUAGGUAAAUCAAAAUCCGAAGCUAGCCCUGAAGUUAUUGCUGCCUUCUGCAAAAAUGCAAGAUUAUUAUUUGCAACUGUCGGUUCUAAAGAUUUAAUAAAUUCCAAGCUAGUUGAGAGGUUUAACCUUGAGGGCAUGUUAGAUUUGGAAGAGAAACAUCAAUUGGGAAUUUAUUUGGGUAUCUUGACUUUCAAUUGGUUUAUCGACCAGUAUAAUAAAAAACCAUCAAUUGAUGAUUAUCAACACUUUUUAAAACUAUAUCAUGAGAGAAUCUCGCCAGUCGAGAUUGAUCAAAACACGGAAAACAUAUUUAAGGAGAUUUUAAGUCAUAAUAGCACAAAUUAUCAUAAUUUGAGUAGUUUAAUGGGUGGAAUAGUGAGUCAAGAAGUUCUAAAGUCAACAACGGCUCAGUAUAUUCCACUAGACAAUUUAUUUGUCUUUGAUGGUGUUCAAUCUAAAAGUGAAAGAUUUAAAAUCUAA
Messenger RNA from Candida tropicalis MYA-3404, 1551 nucleotides. RefSeq lists its product as uncharacterized. Gene Ontology annotation, biological process: protein neddylation. Bases 1 to 1551 code for a protein of 516 amino acids. Lineage: Eukaryota; Fungi; Ascomycota; Pichiomycetes; Serinales; Debaryomycetaceae. Gene Ontology annotation, molecular function: NEDD8 activating enzyme activity. The record is from RefSeq and is a predicted model, not a curated record. The transcript has a single exon. Gene Ontology annotation, cellular component: cytoplasm.